UUUAGAUAUGGAACAGUUGAUUUUGUUUAUUUUUUAACAAAAUGCUUAUGUUGGGGAAAACCCGGAAACAAGAAUGGAAUUUUGGGGUUAUUCAACAAGGUUGAAUCUUUAAUAGUAGGUCAAUAUAGUUUUAUCCUAGAAUUUUACAAUGUGUUACCCAUUAACGUAUAUUAUGUAUAUUUUAUUCAAAACUAUACACAAAAUGUGUAUUUAGGGGGUAGCUUUGUUCUACCUUCUGUAAUUGUGCCAUGCUUUCAACUACCUUUUUAUUCUUCGUUCAAUUGGACUUGUUCAUUAUGAACUAUACAAAUGUGGAAUGUUUUGACGUUAAAAGUAAACAGCUGACGGUAAUAUGAGAUCUAUUAAUGCUGCCAAGGGUGUAGUAAAGUAACUUGUUGAUUAUUUUCGUGAAAAUUGUUAUUUAUUAAAAUAUGAUGCUGGAUGUGUAUUGGCUAUGAUAGUAGAAAUAAUACAUAGCAAAAUCUAACGUAAACCACCAAAGAUAUAUAUAAAGGAGGCGUGAUAGAAUGUCGGCAAAUUAUACGCGAGAUACGGAACUGAGAAAUGUACAAUCAAACGAUUUGUACCAAUUGGCCGUCAUUUUAGAUGAUAACAACUAUUGGCAAAAAUUGAUGGAAAGCAUACCAAAAACUAUAAAUAAUAAACUCUAUGGUCCAUCAUGUAACAUCUAUGAUGAUGUGUACUCCAGUGCUCCCCUAGCUAUCAGUGAAAGAAAAUACAACAAUGAUCAUAUACGUCUUAUACAAAAUGCCUAUAAACGGACAGGAGAAUUGUGUGCCGAGUUGUUGUUUGAUGAGUGGGGUACUUCUGGACGAAAACAUGAACGCCCUACCCUAGGCUUACUAUUAUAUUUACUUGUAAAAGCUCAUUUGUUUCGUGGCGCUGAUUAUGUAGCAGAAACAUUACUAAAAGAGGAAAAACCUCCAAGGCCAAUAGAGGGUCCGGCCGCCGAAAUUUCUUGUGGAUUUCCUUCUUCAAUAUUUGCCAACGUUAAGGAUAUUGUAGAGGACAGCCAAUAUUAUCCUGGCACUGAAUUGCUACAACAGAAUGCCAAUUUUGAGAGUAGUACAAUGGACAACAAUAAAGAUUACUAUACUAAAUAUAAGGGCCCAAUUGAUAAAUAUUUUGCACCAUCAUUUUCUUCUAACAACGAUAACGCUGAGGCCCCAAAACCACCCCCACGAUUGUUACGAUCAGCAAGGCUGAUGAAGCAACAAAUGCUACAAAAUACUCAGCCUCGGCAACCUGAAAACACUGAGCCAACAGCCACUUUGACAAAUCAACGUGAAGCGAAUUCUAUUGAAACAUCGAAUGGUGAAGCCUCGUCAAUAACAACAGAUAAUUUGCCGAAUUUUUCCUUACUAAUGAAGUCCUCCAACAGCAUUAGAAACGAUUCUACUCCGAAAUUAAGCUUUUUAAUUGGAAAUUCGGUCAUUUUAUCUCAGUCAACUGAUGAAAACAAUGGCAUACAUAUUCCAGAUACACGUAGCACAGAAGCCUGUUUACCCUCCAAUGAUAUUGAUGAUGUGCAAACAAGUCAAGACCUGCCAGCAAUAAGCGCCUUAAAUUUAAAUGGCGAAAGAGACGUAUCCCAUGAUGUGAAUAACUUGGAGGAUGAUGUGCCAUCGGUGGCAUUAAAUUUUUAUGCCAACAGUCCAAUAAACUCUAGAAGCAUUGAUAUAGCAUCUAACGAAGUACCCUGUGUGGUAGAAUCCAUGGGCCAUGAGAUGAAUACACAACUUUCAGAAAUUGAUAACGAGACUGACAAUUCGGACGACGACGAUAUUGAUGAUGACGACGCGGAUGUGCCAAAUUUAAGCAUUUUUAAUGAUUCCAGUUUAACGAGUGUAACCAACACAAGUGCAGAAAAUAGCUUCGAGCAGAACAAUGAUAGCAGGCCAACAUCAGCUGAUAACAUUCCACCUAUACAUUCCGAAUGCAUUCCGACUCUAAAUUGACUUGUAAUAAAAACUCAACAAUUGUGUUAGUA
This is a messenger RNA of Musca domestica (house fly), 2011 nucleotides long. Its product is annotated as protein Tube. The record is from RefSeq and is a predicted model, not a curated record. Lineage: Eukaryota; Metazoa; Arthropoda; Insecta; Diptera; Muscidae. The transcript is spliced from 2 exons. Bases 528 to 1979 code for a protein of 483 amino acids.